CUUUUAAUGAUCUUUUUUCUUUUAUUUUCUCACCUUUUUAUUAUUUUUGAAUUUAUCCAUUUUGGGGAAGCAGUUGGUGGAAUUGCUGAAAUGAAGGCUCUUACAGGCAUAUUUUUUCCCAUUAUAAUUUUUCAAAAAAAUUAUCUUAGGAGACGCCCCAUACCUCGGAACUGGAAAUCAAGAACAGGCAUUUAACCCUCUCUUCCCCAAUAUUAUUUAAAUUAAUUUAUUUCAAGGCCCCCGAAUAUUUCGGAGAGGCAGCAAUGAGACAAUACGAUUCAAAUCCAGCCUAUUCAUACUACAAUAAUGGGUAUUACGGUCCUUCAAGGUAUUUUCGCAAUUACUAUAGAACUCUUCCCUACCGCAAUUAUGGAGGCAAUUACGGACCGAUGGGAGGAGGAGUUUUUCCAUAUAGUCGUUACUAUAAUAGAGCAAGUAUUCCAUUUAUUAGCAAUAAUAAUUUUGGUUCAUCACCUUUUGGAGGAUUUUAUAAUGGAAGGGGAAAUGAUUGGAUAUAA
Messenger RNA from Meloidogyne enterolobii, 518 nucleotides. The record is from the annotation of a GenBank genome assembly. Lineage: Eukaryota; Metazoa; Nematoda; Chromadorea; Rhabditida; Meloidogynidae.